This is a messenger RNA of Oryza brachyantha (malo sina), 1124 nucleotides long. Its product is annotated as FAD-linked sulfhydryl oxidase ERV1. Bases 244 to 813 code for a protein of 189 amino acids. Gene Ontology annotation, cellular component: mitochondrion. The record is from RefSeq and is a predicted model, not a curated record. Gene Ontology annotation, molecular function: flavin adenine dinucleotide binding; flavin-dependent sulfhydryl oxidase activity. NCBI's taxonomy places the organism in Eukaryota, Viridiplantae, Streptophyta, Magnoliopsida, Poales, Poaceae. The transcript is spliced from 6 exons.
GGAACACCGUCCAACUCCAUCGGCUGGUUCCUCCUGGAAGAAACGCACCGCCGCCGGUUUUGGCGUUUUUUCGUGCCUUCCGCUCGUCCCUCUCGUCGUGGCAGCCUCGCUCUCCCCGCACGCGAGCCGUCGAGUUUGUCGUCGCUCGAGGUCGCUUGCCGUCACCGGUCCGCGGCCGGCGAGGUGGCGGCAGACUCAUCACCCGCAAUCCCGCAGCCGUCGUCGUCGUCGUGCGAUUCCGCGAUGCCUCCUCCGUGGGGCUCGAACCCGCUGGAGCCCGUCGUCCAGACCGUCGCCGCCUUCUCCCGCCGCCUCCUCAUUGCCCCCGACGCCGCGCCCGACGACGCACGCCUCCGCCCCCUCCUCUCCCUCUCCCUGUCCCCACCGCCCACGCCGCCGCCGCCACCGCCGCCGGAGGUCCUGAAGAAGGAUUCGAAGGCCGCACCCCUGACGAAGGAGGAGGUCGGCAGGGCCACGUGGAUGCUGCUCCACACCAUCGCAGCGCAGUUUCCUGACGAACCAACAAGGCAACAAAAACGUGAUGCGAAAGAGCUGAUGGCUAUAAUAUCUAGACUGUACCCUUGCAAGGAAUGUGCAGAUCACUUCAAGGAAGUUUUAAAAUCAAAUCCUGUGCAGGCUGGUUCUCAGGCUGAAUUCUCUCAGUGGUUAUGCUAUGUGCACAACGUUGUCAAUCGAAGCCUUGGAAAACCAAUAUUUCCCUGCCAGAGAGUAAAUGCACGGUGGGGUAAGCUGGAUUGCCCUGAACGCACCUGUGACCUAGAAGGCUCCAACGACAUCAUCCCGAAUAGAUGACAUUCAUAUAAGAAUCAUUUAGAAAUUCUGCAACAUGGACUAAUUUUAAAUCAGUACUGGAUGGGCAGCAUGAAGAGCACAAGGAAAAGGAGUUCUAAUUGCCAGUGCCGACAUGCUUCCUAUAUCAUUGUAAUACUACUAUAUUGCUAUAUUUUUUGUAUCAAAUGAGCUUGCCCCUGAUGUCAUGUCUUACUCUAUUUACAAGCUUCAGCUGAAUAUUUUGGCGAAGUUGUCCCAUUUGUGGAUGUAUACUUCAAUCUGAUGCUUUGAUUCAACGCCCUACCUGUUAAUCAUGUCUAUACAAGCAGAUU